AUGAUAAAACUCUCCCGCAACAUAAGUCCACCCGGGCUUGCGGAGGUUGGGGACCCGCGGCCCCGGGGGCAGCCCAGACGCCGCCCCGUGCCCGCGGCUCCCACCCGCGCGCCCUACUCCGGAGCUGGCGAGUCCGGCGGCGCCCGCGGCGCAGGCAUUUGCAAGAGCAGACCCUUGGACUUGGUGUUUAUCAUCGAUAGUUCUCGUAGUGUACGGCCCCUGGAAUUCACCAAAGUGAAAACAUUUGUGUCCCAGAUAAUCGACACCCUGGACAUCGGGUCAACUGACACACGGGUGGCAGUGGUUAACUAUGCUAGCACCGUGAAGAUAGAGUUCCAUCUCCAGGCUUACUCAGAUAAGCAGUCCUUGAAGCAGGCCGUGGCUCGAAUCACACCCUUGUCAACAGGCACAAUGUCAGGGCUGGCCAUUCAGACAGCAAUGGAUGAAGCCUUCACAGUAGAGGCAGGAGCUCGAGGGCCCACCUCCAACAUCCCGAAGGUGGCCAUUAUUGUGACAGACGGGAGGCCUCAGGACCAGGUGAAUGAGGUGGCAGCUCAGGCCCGAGCAUCUGGCAUUGAGCUCUAUGCUGUGGGUGUAGACCGGGCAGACAUGGAGUCCCUCAGGAUGAUCGCCAGUGAACCCCUAGAUGAGCAUGUUUUCUAUGUGGAGACCUAUGGGGUCAUUGAGAAACUUUCUUCUAGAUUCCAGGAAACCUUUUGUGCGGUGGACCCGUGUGUGCUUGGCACACACCAGUGCCAGCACGUUUGCAUCAGCGAUGGGGAAGGCAAGCACCACUGCGAGUGUAGCCAAGGAUAUACCUUGAAUACCGACAGGAAAACGUGUUCAGCUAUUGAUAAGUGUGCUCUUAACACUCAUGGAUGUGAGCACAUCUGUGUGAAUGACAGAACUGGCUUUUAUCACUGUGAGUGCUAUGAAGGUUACACCUUGAAUGAAGAUAGGAAAACUUGUUCAGCUCAAGAUAAAUGUGCUUUGGGUACCCAUGGGUGUCAGCACAUUUGUGUGAAUGACAGAACUGGGUCCCAUCACUGUGAAUGCUAUGAGGGCUACACUCUGAAUGCAGAUAAAAAAACAUGUUCAGUCCGUAACAAGUGUGCCCUGGGCUCUCAUGGUUGCCAGCACGUUUGUGUGAAUGAUGGGGCAGCAUCCUACCACUGUGAAUGUUACCCUGGCUACACCUUGAAUGAGGACAAGAAGACUUGUGCAGUCAUUGAAGAAGCACGGAGACUUGUUUCCACUGAAGAUGCUUGUGGAUGUGAAGACACACUGGCAUUCCAGGAUAAGGUCAGCUCCUAUCUUCAGAGACUGAACAGCAAACUUGAUGACAUUUUAGAGAAGUUGCAAGUAAAUGAAUAUGGACAAAUACAUCGUUAAAUUGUUCAAAUUUCUCACUUGGAAAUGUGGACAGCUUGGUGUAUCUAAUAUUCAUUCCUUCUGUUGCACACUUGUUAUUGCCAGUGUUCCUGAUAAUAAUAUGCUUGUAUAAAUGCCUGAAUAUUACUGGAUAGAUAGUAUGAGCAUCUUCUGAAGAAUCAGCAUCACUUUUCCAAGGAAAUCAAUGUGCAGAUCCUUACUGAGAGCAAACUUUAGUGACUCUAAGAUUAUGACUGUGAAAAGGUUGGUAGGAAAUAGAAGAAAUGUUUAACGUUUCUUUCUUCAUCUACUAAUUGAGCCAUUUAAUUUUUAAAUGUUUAUAUUAGUAAGAUAGCCACACAAUAGAAAUUGAAAUCUAUUUUAUUUUGAUUGUAUGUAUAAUCUAAACCAGUCUGAAUACUGAGAGUGCAAAUUGUACUACGUAUUUACACAUAAAAGUAUAUAUAUAAUUAAAUUGAGAUGAAUGAAUAUAAUGUAACACGUUUUGUUUUUUGCUUAUUUUGGUGAAGUAUUAUUGAAGCUGUGAUCAAGGGCUUGUGAUACAUACUUCUGAAAAUAGUGAACACAUCAAGUACACAUUACAGGCCAUUUUUAAUUCAUUCUGGUCUUAGAAAGAAAUGUACAACUAAAGAGCACUAGUUGUGAAUUUCUGGUGUUAAACUUUUUAUCCAGGGUAAAAAGUCUGAAAUUUACUUUACCAUUUUGCUUCAGGAUCCAAUUGAUAAAAUUAUAUAUUUAUAAAAUUGCUAUAAAGCAACAAAACCUGAUGUUGUCUUUUUAAUAUUACUGAUAAUCCUAGCUUUUUUCACUUAUAUUUUGAUACACAUAAUUUUUCUAGCUUCAAAACAUAACUUUUAGAA
Molecule: messenger RNA, 2252 nt
Organism: Carlito syrichta (Philippine tarsier)
Lineage: Eukaryota; Metazoa; Chordata; Mammalia; Primates; Tarsiidae
Gene: MATN3
Product: matrilin 3
Exons: 8
Coding region: 1-1392 (463 amino acids)
Molecular function (GO): calcium ion binding
Source: RefSeq, a predicted model, not a curated record